Molecule: messenger RNA, 4167 nt
Organism: Parasteatoda tepidariorum (common house spider)
Lineage: Eukaryota; Metazoa; Arthropoda; Arachnida; Araneae; Theridiidae
Gene: Ocrl
Product: Oculocerebrorenal syndrome of Lowe
Biological process (GO): signal transduction; phosphatidylinositol dephosphorylation
Cellular component (GO): membrane
Molecular function (GO): inositol phosphate phosphatase activity; phosphatidylinositol-4,5-bisphosphate 5-phosphatase activity
Source: RefSeq, a predicted model, not a curated record
GUGUGAGUUUUAAAUAAUAUAUUUCUCGUAUGUGUACUAUUAACUUCUUAUUUCUUUUAGUGAUCGUGUAAAGAAACGUUUUUAAGCACUUCAGAUUUCAUGUUAAGGAAACGUAUCUUGAAACUUUCAUUUAGUUAAAUAUCUAUAAGUGUGUUUAUGAUAUAUAUUAACUGACAUAGUCAUGGAUCUGAUUCAAGGUAUACAAGCGCUUUUGUGUGACGGUGAUAAAGUUGUUUGUGCUAUCGAAGCCGGUCUUGUUCAAGAUUGGGUUAAAUCAAGUCGUGUUGUUGCACUUGUACAACAUUCAGAUGAACAUGGUAUCUUAGUUCUUGUGCAAACACGAACUUCAACCCUUAAUCAAGAUUAUUUUCGCAUUGAGAAAGUUGUUGCAGUUAAUGAUUCAUUUAGGUGCGACAUUGAAACUACGGGUGGUGACUCUAGCUCAGAUGAUAAUGUUUAUCUGAAAAUUACCAACGGAAAACAUAAGUUAUUAUUCGAACUACCUUAUAACCCUAAAGCCAAAGCAUUCUUUUCGCAAAUUUCUAAAGCAUCUGAAUCGUUUUUUCUUAGAAUCGGGCCUGCACCUGAUUACCAGUGGCUACAGAGGUAUCAACCAAUACCUUUGAUCAAAGAGUCUACAUUUUUCCUCGAUGAAGUAGAAAGCCUGAACAAUCUUUCUCUUGAUACCCAAUCUGUAAAUUCCAUGAAUUGUGAUGACAGCCAGUCUGAUUUUGAAAAUACAUAUUUUCCACACUUGAUGGCAGCACACAGCGAGUCUGAUCUCUCGAAAGGCCCGAUGCAGUCUCCUGAAUUCGGUAAUUUACCUAGGCAAAGCAUUGCUCUUGGUGUGACUCCAUUAGCGGCAAGAGAAAGUGUCAUUCGUCUUCAGAUGACGAUGCGAGAAGACGAUUAUGUGUACCUGCAAACCUAUACUGUAUUCAUGGGUACUUGGAAUGUUAAUGGUCUUCCUCCUAAAGACAAUCUACAAGACUGGCUUGCAGUAGAUCCUGAUCCUCCAGACUUUUGUGUUGUUGGAUUUCAGGAGCUGGAUCUCAGUAAAGAAGCUUACCUUUUUGCUGAUACCCCAAAAGAAGAAGAAUGGUUAGAAGCAGUAAAAGCUGGUCUUCACGAAAAAGCAAAGUACAAAAUGGUUAAAUUAAUCAGAUUAGUCGGGAUGAUGAUGAUCGUAUUUGCUAAGGAAGAACUAAUUGAGCACAUAAAGAAUGUUGCUGCUGAAACUGUAGGGACUGGAAUCAUGGGAAGGUUAGGCAAUAAAGGCGGUGUUGCGGUUCGCUUAGAUUUCCAUCGAACUCCAAUUUGCUUUGUUAACUGUCAUUUAGCUGCCCACAUGGAUGAAUGCGAAAGACGCAAUCAAGAUUACAACGACAUUUGCUCAAGAAUAACAUUCAAUCAGUUCAAACCUCCUAAAUAUAUCAAGGACCAUGAUCAUAUUUAUUGGAUGGGGGAUAUGAAUUACAGAAUUAUGGAUUUAGACAAUGAGCAAGUUAAGGCUCUCGUUGAGAAAAAAGCUUAUUCAGUUUUACUCGAGCACGAUCAACUCACUAUCCAAAAUAAAUUGAAAAAAGUUUUUGUUGGUUUUACGGAAGGCCUAAUCACUUUCAACCCUACUUAUAAAUAUGAUACAGGUACAAACAGCUGGGAUUCAAGUGAAAAAAAUAGGCCACCAGCUUGGUGUGAUCGAAUUCUGUGGAAAGGAAACAACAUAAAACAGUUGGUUUACAGAAGCCAUCCAACUUUACUUAACAGUGAUCAUAAAUGUGUCAGUUCUGUUUUUGAAUCCCAAGUGAAAGUUGUUGAUGUUGCCAAAUACAGAAAGAUUUAUGAAGAAGUAAUGAAAAAGCUGGAUAAGCUAGAGAACGAAUUUCUUCCUCAGGUGACCCUCGAUAAAUUGGAAAUAAAUUUUGGCAAGGUUCACUUCAUCGAACCUAAGGUGCAAUCAUUAACAAUUGCUAAUACUGGCCAGGUUCCCGUUCAAUUCGAGUUUAAGAAAAAGUUGAAUGAUACUCGAUACUGCAAAGAUUGGCUUAGCAUCAAACCAUACAUGUCUUUCCUAAAACCUGGAGAAAAAUGUGAUGUAGAUUUAGAAGUGCUUGUUGACAAGAGAAUAGCUUACAAAUUAAACGCUGGUAAAGAUAAAAUUUAUGAUAUAUUAGUUCUUCAUCUGGAAGGAGGUAAAGAUUUGUUUAUUACCGUUUCUGGUACUUAUGUCCCUGGUUGUUUUGGUGCAUCAUUAGAAGCUUUAGUAAGAUUAUCAGUACCUGUAUCAGAAGUAUCUACAGAGGAAUUAUUUGAAUUAGAAAAUAGCAUAGCUACAAAUACCAAAGUGAAGCCACAGCAAUUUGAAAUUCCUAAGGAGAUAUGGGUUCUCAUCGACCAUUUGUAUAAGUUCGGUUUAACGCAGGAAGAUUUGUUUUUGCAGCCUGGUCUUCGAUAUGAGCUUCAAAAAAUAAGAGAUAAAUUAGAUAAUGGUAUUUAUGAGCUUGGACAGUGUCAGAUUCAUUCAGUGGCUGAAUCAUUCCUUUUGUUUCUGGAAGCUCUUGCGGAGCCUGUUAUUCCUUACGAGUUUUAUUACAAAUCUUUGGACUGUUCGAAUAAUUUUAUCAGCUGUAGAAAUGUCGUCAACGAAAUCCCUCGAGUUCAUCGUAGUGUUUUCAGAUAUUUAAUAUCAUUUUUGAGAGAGAUUCUUCAUCACGGUACAUCGAACAGACUGGAUGGAAAGUUGCUGGCCACAAUCUUUGGCGAAAUUUUGCUUCGUGAACCCGUGAAUGAUAGCCAAACGUCGACAUCUGUGAAAAAAAUCAAUCAGCAAGCAGCAGAGCGAAAGAAAGCUACAUUUAUAUUCCAUUUUCUCAUGAAUGACUUGGAUGAUAUUUAACUUUCAAUGUAUUGCUAAUCGUUUUAAUAAAGCAAGGUGAUUUUGAUGAAAACUUGUAAUUAAUGACAAUUUAAACAUACCUAUUUCAAAUGGGACCAGUUUAAAUAAAUGUGAAGGUUGUGCUUAAAAAAUCUAUAAUGAGCUGAGACUACAAAAAUAUAUUGUCAAAGUAUAUCAAAACAAACUGUACUUAAGAUUUUACUAAAUCAUUUGUUGAUUUUAAUACAAAAUUAUAAUUUAACACUGUUUCUUGCUAUAAAACAUAAAUCUCAAUAUGAGCCUAUGUUUAUCUAGUCUGCAUAGAAAUUUAUUGUGUGAACAAAUGUUUAGUGAGUUAAAACUUUCUUUUACAACAAAUAACUUAAUAAUUUUUGGAAAAUAAGGGAAAAUUAUAUGUAUUUUUACUUGAUUUAUUUUAAUGUAUUGGUGAAAUUGUAUAUUUAUUUACUUUUCAAAUUAUUAAAAUGUGAGAAAUAAAUAUGCAUAAUUUUUAUUUCCAGUGUAACAUUAUUAGAGAUAGCCUUAAUCUAAUGUCUUUUUUUCAUUUGUCCGUAUUUUUUUAAGUUGAUAUGUUAACAAAGUUCUAUAUAUUUAUGCUGGUUAUUUUUUAAAUUUUAUAGAAAUCAAUUGAAUGUAUAGUUUCUGAGAAAUAAUGAUUUAAAAACUAAUAUUAACUUUAACAAUUAAUAUUUCUGAUAAACAUAUAAAGAAUCUAAUAGCUAUAUACAUUGUAUUAACUAUGAAGUCUCAUUUUCUGAAAAAGUUUAGUAUAUAUUAAAAUAUAAGUGUAAUUAGGUUGCAGAUAACAAUUUAAUUAGGUUAUUCAAUAUAUUUAUUUAUCCAACUGACAUAUUUUAAAUUAAUCAACAUUUUUGCCACAUUAUUGAUAACUAUGUACAGCAAGAAUCGUAUGAGGAUAGCAACUAUUUAUAUGUAUUAAAGCUGAAAUUUUAAAGCAUUUUAUUUUUAAAUUUACUAAAAACAACAUAUUGCAAGAAGGUUUACUGAAUUAACUUGUUCUGUGACUAUAAAUUUGGAAGAAUGAGCUUUAAAAUGUAUUGUAAACAUCGACCUUUUUAUAGCACAUCUAUUGAAAACUGCCUAAUUCUUACAUUUUGCUGACUAAUAUUAUAUGUUUACUGUAUUAGACUAUCUAUUGUGACAUUUCUGUAAAUUUGGAAAAAAUAUAGUUCACAAUGUAUGUUAACAUAAGAAACCUAAAUACAAUAAAUCUUUUUUUUUAUUAAAAACUGACUUAUUUUGAGACUUAA